GUGUCCAAAGUCAAGAUCAUCUGCUUGAUUUAAAUUGUGCUCCUUGCGAUGAAGGUGAUGAGGAUGAUUGUGAAGAGGAUGAUGUUUGCGGGGAAGUUAGUAGUGAAGAAUACUGGGAUAUUGGAGAUGUUACCUAUGAAUAUGAACAUUGUGGGGCAUGUUUUUGGUACGAAGAAAGAAUCAACAAGAAGAUUAAGUCUAAACGGCCGAUAUUUUCUUUGUGUUGUAAUCAUGGAAAGAUUAAGUUUCCAAAGUCAACUGAGCCUCCUCAAAUUGUAAGACAAUUGUUGUUUGGAUCUGUUUUAGAAGUAGCUGCUUUGGUAGUAGAAGAUUUUGAACCAUCUAGAGAUGAUAGAGAUAUUGUCAUUGAAAGUCGGUCUGGACAGCUAAAAAGUAUUAAUGAACUAAAUGCAGCAUAUUUAAGCUUGCAGUAUCCUAUAAUUUUUCCAUACGGUGAAGAUGGCUAUAGAGAGGACAUCCAUUAUAAUGGAGUGGAAAUACCUAGUGAAUUGCUUGAUCCUCACUAUUAUAAGGAAGUGCAGUUAUUUAUGAUGCAUGGCCCGUGUGAUCCUGCGAGAAAUUAUUCUCCUUGCAUGCAUGAUGGUAGAUGCACAAAGAACUUUCCAAAGAAAUUUAUUGGGGCAACUACAAUUGAUGAAGAUGGUUAUCCUAUUUACAGACGAAGGGAAGAUGGUAGAACUAUCAAAAAAGAUGGUAUUGGCCUGGACAACAGAUCUAUUAAGUACUUAUUUAAGUACGUUAAUAAGGGGAAUGAUUGUGUCACUGCUACUUUUUCGCAAAGUGCAAAUGAGGAGGAUUCAUCAAAUGUCGAUGAAAUAAAUAUGUAUUAUGAUUGUCGAUACAUAUCAUCCAGUGAAGCUUCUUGGAGAAUACUUGAAUUUCCAAUUCAAUAUAGGCAAUCUCUUGCAGAAAGACUAGCAUUUCAUCUUAAAAAUGAACAAAAUGUUAUAUUCUCUGAUGAUGAUCCAAUUAACGAUGUCACCAAUAGACCGAGUGCAAGGAAAUCAAUGUUCUUAAGUUGGUUUGAGGAAAAUAAAGAAUUUCUUGAAGCUAGAGAAUUAACUUAUGCAGAAUUUUUGCUUAAGUUUGUGUGGAAAAAAGACUCAAAGAAAUGGGAGAAAAGAAAGACUUCUGCAUUUUCUAUCAGGAGGAUCUUCUUUGUUCCACCUGGAAGUGGCGAGUUAUAUUAUCUAAGAUUAUUGUUGAAUGUCAUUAGAGGUGCAAAAAUCUUUGAGGAUCUUAAGAAGGUCAACAAUCGUGACCACACCACUUCCAGAGAUGCUUGUUAUGCACUUGGCUUGUUAGAUGAUGACAAAGAGUAUGUUGAUUCCAUAAACGAAGCAAAGGCAGAGAUGACAGAUGAUGAAUUGAGAAAUCAUUGUUUGCAAAGGUUGAAAAAAAUUUUGAAAGGUUGCGGAAAAAGUUUUCAGGAUUUUUCGACUAUGCCAAGACCUGUUUACAACGAGAAACAAGCGGACAAUGCCAAUAGAUUAAUCCAUGAUGAAUUGCAUUAUAAUAGGCACUCUUUGUUGGUUGAACACCAACAAUUAGUAAUGAAUUUGAGGGCUAAACAAAAGUUGGUGUAUGAAAAAAUAAUGGCGGCGGUGAAUGAAGACAAAGGUGAAUUUUUCUUCUUAUAUGGUCAUGGAGGAACUGGCAAGACUUUUAUUUGGAGGACUUUGUCUUCUGGAAUACGAUCUAGAGGAAAUAUUGUGUUAACUGUUGCAUCAAGUGACAUUGCAUCUCUUUUGUUACCUAGAGUUCAAACAUCUCAUUCACGAUUUGCAAUUUCUCUCAAUCCAACCGAAGAUGCAACAUGCAAUAUAAAGCAAGGUAGUCCUCUAGCAAAUCUUAUUGUCAAGACAAAGUUGAUUAUCUGGAAUGAGGCGCCAAUGAUGCAUAGAUACUAUUUUAAAGAUCUUGAUCAUACUCUCCAAGAUAUUCUUAGGUUUAAAAACACAUCCAGUUUAGAUAAACCUUUUGGAGGAAAAACAGUUGUUCUAAGUGAUCCAAUAUCAGCAAUUGUAGAUAGUACAUAUCCUGAAUUCUACUGUCACUCCAGUGAUCUAGAUUACCUCCAGCAAAGAGCAAUUCUUGCUCCGACUCUAGAUAUG
Messenger RNA from Capsicum annuum, 2135 nucleotides. RefSeq lists its product as uncharacterized. Gene Ontology annotation, biological process: DNA repair; telomere maintenance. The annotation marks the transcript as partial. The record is from RefSeq and is a predicted model, not a curated record. The transcript is spliced from 8 exons. Lineage: Eukaryota; Viridiplantae; Streptophyta; Magnoliopsida; Solanales; Solanaceae. Gene Ontology annotation, molecular function: DNA helicase activity.